UCCAACAGCAGCUGGCCCAACUUCACUGCAAGCGAGAGCCACCUCCUGAGGGAGAACUACACCUUCUCAGCGUACUACCAGCACUCCUCCCCCGUGGCUGCCAUGUUCAUCCUGGCCUACACCUUCAUCUUCCUCAUGUGCAUGAUUGGCAACAUCCUGGUGUGCUUCAUCGUGGUGAAGAACCGCCAGAUGCGGACGGUCACCAACAUGUUCAUCCUCAACCUGGCCAUCAGCGACCUGCUGGUGGGCAUCUUCUGCAUGCCCACCACCUUGGUGGACAAUCUCAUCACAGGUUGGCCGUUUGACAACACCAUGUGCAAAAUGAGUGGCCUGGUGCAGGGCAUGUCCGUCUCCGCCUCCGUUUUCACGCUGGUGGCCAUUGCCAUGGAGAGGUUUCGCUGCAUCGUCCACCCCUUCCGGCAGAAGCUGACACUGAGGAAAGCCCUGGUGACCAUUGCCAUCAUCUGGCUGCUGGCCCUGCUCAUCAUGUGCCCCGCCGCCAUCACCCUGACCGUCACCAGAGAGGAGCACCACUUCAUGGUGGACACCUACAACAACUCCUACCCCCUCUACUCCUGUUGGGAGGCCUGGCCUGAGAUGGGGAUGAGGAGGAUCUACACCACCAUCCUCUUCUCCCACAUCUAUGUGGCCCCCCUCGCCCUCAUUGUCAUCAUGUACGCCCGCAUUGCCUUCAAGCUCUUCAAGUCAGCAGCACCUGCUCAUGGCCAAGAGGAGCCAGAGGGGAGGAGGGUCUCCCGGAGGAAGGCCAAGGUCAUCAACAUGCUCAUCAUUGUCGCCCUCUUCUUCACUCUCUCCUGGCUGCCCCUCUGGACUCUGAUGCUGCUCAUGGACUAUGGGCAGCUGAGUGAGGGCCAGCUUUACCUGGUCACCGUCUACAUCUUCCCCUUCGCCCACUGGUUGGCCUUCUUUAACAGCAGUGCCAACCCCAUCAUCUAUGGCUACUUCAACGAGAACUUCCGACGGGGCUUCCAGGAGGCCUUCAGGGCCCCUUUCUGCUUGCCCCAUCACCAUCACCACCAUGAGCCCUAUGCCCCCAGGAGCCACAGCCGUGGUAUCCUCUUCAGUGCCCACAACCGCAUCUUUGCCCAGGCACAGACCAGCGACUCACCGCCCGUCUCCGAAUCAGGGCCGUUGGCGCCACGCUGCACUGGUGUCCCUGCAUGGGAUGGCUGA
Molecule: messenger RNA, 1194 nt
Organism: Mesitornis unicolor (brown roatelo)
Lineage: Eukaryota; Metazoa; Chordata; Aves; Mesitornithiformes; Mesitornithidae
Gene: NPFFR1
Product: neuropeptide FF receptor 1
Exons: 3
Coding region: 103-1194 (363 amino acids)
Biological process (GO): G protein-coupled receptor signaling pathway
Cellular component (GO): membrane
Molecular function (GO): peptide binding; neuropeptide receptor activity
Source: RefSeq, a predicted model, not a curated record